AUGUUUUCCAUCCUUAUCUUCUGCUUUGGACCUUGGGACCGCCUUCUUCUCCUUGCACCUGUUUGUCAAGUCGAAGUAUGCAGGCCACUUUCCUGGCAAAUUCAGAAGAUUGCCUUCCUUAUCCCUUGCAUCAGGAUCCGGAGUGGCGCCAUUCUCAAAAAAGAGGACAGCCAUAGCUUCCGUAUUGGGAGGCACGCAAACCUCACCCUCAUAUGUUGCUUCCGAAAUGGUGCUAUGCGUGCGGAUCCCUUGCCUCCACCACUUGGAUGCGACAGCCACUUGUGCAAGGAAGCAGUUCCACCACCACACAGCCUUCUUCAUCAGGUCCUCAUGAGCAGCCUUUUCUUCAUCAGUGGCAUCCUCCUUUGGGGGAAUCAACACCUUGUCUCGGUUCAUAAUCUUCAAGAUGUCAUCCAUGGAGGGGAAGUCAGCCGUCCCCUUCUCCGCAACAAACUUCUUCACAUGGUUGAAGCACUGGCUCUGCACAUAGUUGCGGGCCUUGUUCAGAUGACGACAGACCUGCUUCCGCCAAAGGAUGUUGAACUGUUCGCGAUUCCUCUGAAUCCCUAA
Seminavis robusta is the source of this 570-nucleotide messenger RNA. The record is from the annotation of a GenBank genome assembly. Lineage: Eukaryota; Bacillariophyta; Bacillariophyceae; Naviculales; Naviculaceae.